AUUAACCAUACUUGGUGUUUUCGCUUGGUUAUUAUCUCUGUCAGGUUGAUUCUGGCAUUUUGUAGAUGCAGAAAGCCAAGCCAGUGUGCAAACUGAGGGCCCUUUUCCCUCAAUCAAACUUGGAUUAAGAUACUGAUGUUUUGCAUAUGCAGUUUCCAGUUUGCUUCAGUUAUUUGACAUCAGCCUGUAUUUAGUUUAGGAUCAGUGCCAACAGAGGGAAUAUUUUACUCUCCUGUCUGUUAACACUUCCUCUUUCUCUCUCAGACAGUAAUUUACAUCUUAUUUCAUUUCCCAUUACCCUGCUCACUUUCAGCAUGUUUAACUCAUUUGCUUUUUUCCUACCAUCAUAUCACCUGUGUUCUCUAUUCAUUUCAGAAGUAUAAAUAAUAUUAUUUAAGAGACCCAGCAACAUGCAAAGGAUUAAGUGGGGGAUACUUUGGUGGCUGGUGUCUUGUGUGUCUCAUGACAUGGUCUCUGUAAACUGUGCAUCAGAAACGUCUAUCUGUGGAAAAUCUAGUUCUUUUUGUGAUCCACAUAAAAACAUUACCAUGACUGAAUUCUGUUUGAUGAAUAUAUGCAACUUUUCAAGGGGCCCUGAGGACACCAUCAAGUCCUUAAUAAACAUGGAAGAGGUUCUUAAGAACACAGAGUUAAAUGGAAACACAUUGAUUGCAAAUCCUUUCUGCAAUUUAGUGGUCCUCGUGAUCCAGCCAGAGGCCAGUGAACGCAUUGAAAUAUAUGCCAAUGACACAAAGGCGGACGUGGUUUCUCUCCCCAGCAGCACAGUGAGUGUUCAACUACCAGCAGAACUGGGUGCUGGACCAAACAACAAGAUUGUGUUUUCCAUGUUUACAUUUCCUGAAACUAACAGGAAAAUGUCUGGAGUGGCACGUGACCUAUAUAAUCUAAAACUAGUUGGCCUGUUGGUACAAAAUAAACCUAUAUCAGGACUAAGUGAACGUGUCAACAUAACCAUGCAGGUUACCAAAAAUAUAAAUGAAAACCAGAAUCUCUCCUGUCAAUUCUUAAAUUUGUCAACAGGAAGUUAUAGUGAGGAUGGCUGUGAAACACUUUGGACACGUAACCAGAGUAAUGUCACCUGUUCCUGUAACCAUCUCACGUACUUUGGUGUACUCCUGGUUUCUCCACAUGUGUCAGAAAAGGACACAAUAAUAUUGACGUAUAUUUCUCAAAUUGGUUGUAGUGUCUCUCUUUUUGCCCUUUCCAUUGCAGUUUUGCUGUUCAUCACAAAUAGAACACUCAGACUAGAUGUUUCUAUGAAGGUCCACAUCAAUCUUGCAAUUUCUCUCAUCAUCCUCAACCUGCACUUCCUGCUAAGUUCCACAGUGGCAGCAGUGCCCCCCACUGGGGUCUGUUUAUACAUGGCUCUUGUCCUUCACUACUCCCUGCUGACCACUUUUAGCUGGAUGGCUGUGGAAGGAUUCCACCUCUACCUUCUCUUAGUCAAAGUCUUCAACAUCUAUAUCAAGAGAUACCUGCUCAAACUCAGUGUGGUGGGGUGGGGAGUUCCUGCGAUCAUUGUGUCAGUGGUGGUGAUCAUAGACAGAGGUUUUUAUGGUCCUGCUGUUGUGGACAACUAUAACUCCAACAGCACUGUAAUAUGUUAUAUAACUGAUAACACGGUGAAGGUGGUGACUACAGUUGUGCUGUUCGGCUUGGUGUUCCUCUUUAACAUGAUCCUAUUUGUGACAACUCUCUGGCAUAUUUUGAUUCUCCGCCGUGUCAAAGAGUUUGGACAGCGCAACCGUGACCAUGCCAAGAAAGAUAUUUGUACCCUGCUGGGAGUCAUCACUCUGCUCGGCAUUACCUGGGGCCUGGUCUUCUUCUCUUUUGGCCAUCUGACCACUCCUGGCCUCUACCUCUUCUGCAUCCUGAACUCAUUGCAAGGUUUCUUUAUAUUCCUGUGGUUUGCGAUGUCACUGAGAAAGACUAAAAAUCCCCGUGCCAUGGCAACCAGUGAAAUGGCUACAACAAGCAAGUAGUUUGAACAACUACCAACUCAUCAAGAAGCUCCCAUGUUUGUGUAGUUUAUAGGUAAUACUGUAAGAUGUUCCUACUAACAUGUGCUUUCAUUAUUAAUAAUAUGUCAUGAAAAGAAGUGUAGCAAAUCCAAAUGCAGACUCCAGAAGCAGACUUAAUGAAACAAAAAACAAGCCUUAUGUGGCUGAUUUAAAGCCAAAAGAAUGAAUCAAAACACUCAGGUCAACAAUGAACAUCAUGCUGUUGUAAGAAAGUUGUAAAGUUUUUUGCCAUGCAGGACGAAUAUAAGCUUACAUAAGUGAUAUUAAUCAAGGUUCUAUAUAAUGUGAUUUACAUUUGUAAUACUGUUAAUAGGCUACAUGUAUAAAUAUACAUCAGUGUAGAGUUUCUUUUCUCAGCUGUCACAAAUUGGAAUUUUCAGGAAUUUAUUUUACACUAACUGAUUCCAUAUGUUCCUUAGUAAUGAAGUGAUGAUUUUUACUGGUUGUUCUCAUUCAUACGACUUGCACGAAUUACCACAACAAGAGCAUUCUGGAGUAAACCAAUAUAUCCCAUAUGGAAAAGAAAUAGUAAAAACUUAUAUGAUUUACUCAUGAAAGUGGCAACUUUCUCAUUACUUUCAUAUAUUGUUUUAGUAAGUAUCCAAAACAUACAAGUUUCAUUAUAUGAUUUUUCAAGGGAUCUUAUAUCUGUUUUCACUCUUGUAUGCUUUUCAUACAAGUUUCACACAAGACAGAUACAAACUUUAUAAGAUUUAUAUAUAUCUUUUCCAAGGAGUCUAGAAUAAGUGUCGCCAGAUGUAUCAAUUUUCUUCUCCUAAUUAUUAUUAUAAACCUUUCCUUGAUAUGAUGACGUUUUCCACUGAGGUCAAAAAAAAUACACCUUCUGCAUUGCCUACUGAUGUGAUUUGGCUUUGGAAAGUACCUCACCUGGUGCUGGUUUAGUCCUUUGUAGUGUCCUUUGUACAUCUGAACGAGCAUUGUUAAUUCACUAAAUGCUGUGACAUUAAU
Molecule: messenger RNA, 3011 nt
Organism: Haplochromis burtoni (Burton's mouthbrooder)
Lineage: Eukaryota; Metazoa; Chordata; Actinopteri; Cichliformes; Cichlidae
Product: adhesion G-protein coupled receptor G1
Exons: 14
Coding region: 411-2003 (530 amino acids)
Biological process (GO): adenylate cyclase-activating G protein-coupled receptor signaling pathway; cell surface receptor signaling pathway
Cellular component (GO): membrane
Molecular function (GO): G protein-coupled receptor activity
Source: RefSeq, a predicted model, not a curated record